AUGGAAACAAUCCGCCGAACUCACAUUAAGUCCCUCGCCCACCGCGGCACGAUUCAAGGCAUGACAAUUUCAACAUCGUCUUCUCCCACCAGUCAAGCAAAGGACCUCUGCCACUACUUCGGCGGAGUCCGCUACGGCCUUGCCCCCGCCGAGCGCUGGCGCCGUGCCCAGCCUCUACCUGUAUCCUUCACCUACGGCAGUGAAGAAGCACCCGGCCGCUGUGAUGAGGGUGCGGGGCUUUGUCCUCAGCCAGGCUUUAGACAUAUAGCCGAGACCCCGGAUGUGUGGAACGAGGAUUGCUUUCAGUGUAAUGUUUGGACGCCUGUUGGGGAGGCUCCUGAGGGGGGAUGGCCUGUUUUUGUUUUUAUUCAUGGUGGGUGGCUUCAAUUCGGCACGCCGAAUUCAUUCAAUGCGGCUGCAUUGAUCGGCGAGGCUGAUUUCAACUGCGUGGUUGUGAUGCCUGCAUAUCGGGUCAACCUAUUCGGAUUCCUCUACUCAGCAGAGCUGGAAGAGGACGCAGCCACUGUCGGAGAGACAGUUGGAAACCACGGGUUCUGGGACCAGAGACUAGCACUGGAGUGGACAAAGGAGAAUAUCCAGCUAUUCGGCGGCAAUCCCGAGACCAUCACGAUCUCAGGAUAUUCCGCAGGUGCCAACUCUGUCUUCCACCAACUAGCGUACGACCUCCGCCAACCAGACGAGAAGUCCCUCAUCCGCCAAGCCUGCAUCUGGUCAAACAGCCCAGCCGUCCAGCCCAAGCAGCCAACUGAAACGCAAACGCAAUUCAACCAACUACUAACAGCCCUGGACAUCCCACUUACCUUGCCCUAUAAUGAGAAACUCACCCUUCUACGCUCAAUUCCCGCAAAAACUCUUCUCGACAAAGCAAAAACUAUCCCCCUUCACCAAUUCCGCCCAACAACGGACAAAUUCUUCAUCUCUCCAUCCCUCUUCACAACCCUCGACACCGGCACCUUCGCCCGCAGCCUCUUAGCCCGUAAUAUCCGCAUUAUAAUAGGCGAAUGUUGCGACGAGAGCUUCCUCUACAGCUCAUGGUUCCCACCAACGGACAAUACCCUCUCAGCCCUCCGCACCCGUCUCAUCGCAGAUUACCCAGAACACAUCGUCGACGCCGUCAUACCGCUGUAUUACCCGGACGGCCGUCUACCAGCGCACUGCAAGAACUGGGACCAGGAUGCAUGGGGAAAGAUCUACGCCGAUAUGCAGGUUCAUCAGAUGCAGCGCGGACUUGUGUAUGCAUUGACGGAGAACGAGGAUGGGGUUGAUGCUUCGUCGUUACUAUUUCGAUAUCGGAUUGAGUGGCGGGCGAAGUGUGUGGAGGAUACUUUGCCGGUUGAGUGGGGGGUUACGCAUUCUUCGGAUUAUCCGGUUUGGUUCUUUGGGAAUGGGGGGUUGUUGGGGGAGGGGGAGAAGGGGGUUGUGAAGGAAGGGUUUAUUGAUCCGUUAGGGAGAUUUGUUCGUGGAGAAGGGGAGUUUGGAUGGGGGGCUUCUGGUGGUAGAUUGGUGAGGACGUUGAGGAGGGAUGGGAGUGUUGAUAUUGUGGAGGAUGAGGGUUGGGAUGAGGGUGUUAGGGUUUGGAAGGUGGUUAGGGAAGCUGGGAAGUAG
This is a messenger RNA of Penicillium griseofulvum, 1626 nucleotides long. RefSeq names its product putative carboxylesterase. Lineage: Eukaryota; Fungi; Ascomycota; Eurotiomycetes; Eurotiales; Aspergillaceae. The transcript has 2 exons. The record is from RefSeq and is a predicted model, not a curated record. Bases 1 to 1626 code for a protein of 541 amino acids.